GCCGACUUCUCAUCCCGACGAUGCUGCCAUCCCAGCAUUGCUCAUGCGGUCACCCUGGGCAAGAUAUCUGGUGGUCUAUUUUCACUGCAAUGGCGUGGACUUGGGCAUGUGCAGAGGAUUCUGCAACGUACUUCGGAAGCAGUUCCGAGUGCAUGU
Symbiodinium necroappetens is the source of this 156-nucleotide messenger RNA. The record is from the annotation of a GenBank genome assembly. Lineage: Eukaryota; Dinophyceae; Suessiales; Symbiodiniaceae.